This is a messenger RNA of Helianthus annuus (common sunflower), 1767 nucleotides long. Its product is annotated as probable amino acid permease 7. The record is from RefSeq and is a predicted model, not a curated record. Lineage: Eukaryota; Viridiplantae; Streptophyta; Magnoliopsida; Asterales; Asteraceae. The transcript has 7 exons. The coding region runs from base 202 to 1575 and encodes 457 amino acids. Gene Ontology annotation, cellular component: plasma membrane.
AAUUAUUGGUUUUACCCACAAAACUUCAAAAAAACUUUUUACAAGUCGAACCUAAACGAGAGCGAAAGGGAGCCAAGAAUCUUUCCACUUUUGCUAAACGAUGAUAGCAAAUGGCCAACAAUCUUUACGUAACAAAGACACAAUUAUAAAAACACGCUUUUAGUUCACUUCAGUUACCAAUCAGAUUCUUCGUGGAGAUCAAUGGCAGUAGAAGUUGAACAUGUAGCUCAAGAUUCCACCAUUGAUGAUGACAAGAUCAUAAGAACAGGCACGUUAUGGACCACGGUUGCGCAUAUUAUAACCGCGGUGAUCGGUUCGGGUGUGCUCUCACUGGCAUGGAGCACGGCUCAGCUCGGUUGGAUAGGCGGGCCGAUCGCGUUGUUUAUUUUUGCGUUUGUAACGUAUGUUUCUUCGUCUCUUUUAUCGGAUUGUUACAGGUCUCCUGAUCCGGUUACCGGGACUAGAAACCGGUCCUUUACGGAUGCUGUUAGAGUUAUUCUAGGCAGAAAACACGCCUGGAUAUGCGGUUUGCUUCAGUAUGUGAGUUUUUAUGGAACUGCGGUUGCUUAUGUUGUAACAACUUCGACUUGUAUGAGGGCGAUUUUGAAAGCCAACUGUUACCAUAAAAAAGGGCGUGAUGGCGAUUGCGAAUACGGUGGCAACACUUAUAUGUUGUUGUUUGGAGUAGUGCAGAUUUUAAUGUCACAAAUACCAGAUUUCCAUAGCAUGGUUUUGGUGUCGGUUGUUGCGGCCAUAAUGUCGUUUUGUUACUCUUCUAUUGGUUUGGGGCUCGGUUUGGCUCAAGUGAUCGAGAAUGGUAAGAUUGCUGGGAGCAUUGCAGGACACCCGGCUGUUAGUGUCGCUCAUAAGUUAUGGCUAACUUUUCAAGCACUGGGAGACAUAGCAUUCGCGUAUCCAUAUGCGCUUAUUCUUUUGGAAAUUCAGGAUACUGUGAAGUCACCACCAGCAGAAAACAAGGUUACAAAACGCGCUUCAGCAAUAGCGAUUCUUGCGACAAGUUUUUUCUACCUUGGAUGUGGAUGUUUCGGGUAUGCUGCAUUUGGGAAUGAUACACCGGGAAACCUCUUGACAGGCUUCGGGUUUUAUGAACCUUAUUGGCUCGUCGCCUUUGCCAACGCGUGCAUUAUAAUACAUCUAAUAGGCGGAUAUCAACUAUUCAGCCAGCCAGUAUUUGCAUUUGUGGAGAGAUGGUUAGCACAAAAGCUCCCCAACAGUCAGUUUCUGAAAAGAUUCCAUGAAUUGCAGCUGCCAUUUUUACCGGUUUUUCGGUUCAACAUAUUCAGGCUAUGUUUCAGAACAACAUACGUUGCAACAACAACCGGAAUCGCAUUGGUGUUCCCAUACUUCAAUGAGAUUCUGGGUGUGUUAGGUGCACUAAAUCUAUGGCCAUUGGCCGUAUAUUUUCCGGUAGAAAUGUACAUAGUGCAAAGAAAGGUGGAAAUUUGGAGCCGAAAAUGGGUGGUUCUUGAAAUAUUCAGUGGUGUUCUGAUGGUUGUAUCGGCGGUGGCUUUAGUCGGGUCGGUAGCUGGACUCAUAGAAGCAAAGUUGAAGUAGUAAUUAGGAUGGUAACAUUGUAUUAUGCAUGGCUUAUUUGGUCAUUAAGAAAAAAUGUAGUAUUCUAAGAGAAUAACUACAGUUUCUGUCUAGACUAAUUAAGUAAUUAUCAGAUUUACUUGAAUGUAAAAAGGGGUAAACAGAUUGCUCUUUAAUGGAAUGAAUAUGGAAUGAUUGGCUUUGUUAUUCAUA